Chelmon rostratus (copperband butterflyfish) is the source of this 4061-nucleotide messenger RNA. It is a transcript of the gene arhgap9, whose product is annotated as Rho GTPase activating protein 9. Gene Ontology annotation, molecular function: protein binding; phospholipid binding. The transcript is spliced from 22 exons. Gene Ontology annotation, biological process: signal transduction; regulation of GTPase activity. Gene Ontology annotation, cellular component: cytoplasm. The record is from RefSeq and is a predicted model, not a curated record. Bases 409 to 3099 code for a protein of 896 amino acids. NCBI's taxonomy places the organism in Eukaryota, Metazoa, Chordata, Actinopteri, Chaetodontiformes, Chaetodontidae.
GCCAGGAGUCAUGAAGAGCUGCAGCGGGUAACUUGGUGCUCAUGUGUGACUGUUAAUUUGCAAAAGUGCACGGCGGAGUUAUCUACGAGCUUCCGUUGCCUGACUUAUGUGAAGUCAUCAAUAUUUUUACUAUUCCCACGAGAAAAGACGCAACUCCUGCUCUCUCUGCAGUGCACCCCAAAAACACCACUGAGCUGUCAUCAAGCCGCUGCUAGGGACCGAGUUGCACGCAUGGAUCUGAUUGCAGGGUGAGCUGGCGACCUUGUUGACAGAGACGCACUCUCACUUCAGGACCAUGAGCAUGGCACUGGCCAGGCUCCAGUCUCACCUGCCCUGUGCUAACCCAACCAGUGUCAAGCAUCGGCACGCUUCCAGCAAAGCUUGCUGAACAGGACUGUGUGGAGAGCCAUGCUGUCUGGGACUUGGCGGCGCUCCGUGGGGCACCAGCAGUCUGCUGCACCGCCGGCGGUGGCCUCCAGGGGGAUGACGGUGUGCGGGGUCCCCAGCGGCACGGUGGUCCUCGAGGCCCAGUAUGACUACAACUACCGCGGGGCUGACGGACGGCAGGUCUGCAUUCGGGAGGGCGAACGGUUUAUUCUCCUGAAAAAGACCAACAGUGACUGGUGGCAGGUGCGGAGGAUCGGGGCAGCCAGUAAAACAAAGCCACUGUACGUCCCUGCCACGUACGUGACGGAGGUGCCCAUUGCACCGAUGGCCUCGCCCCAGCGCCUGGUCAUGUCCGCCUCGCUGAACUCCAACCUCAGGGUACUGCCAAGGGUGUCGCUCUCUCCCAGCCCAACAGCGACUCCCUAUAAUGAACAGCAUCAAGUGAACAAACCCAUCUACCGCUCCAUGGAAAACCUCAACUCCAACAGUGCCUUUCACGGGCUGGACAACCACACCAGCAUGGAUGGGGGCCGCUUCCCCAUCCUGCCCCUCUCUGGAUUCAGCUUUACCCCCAGCUCUCCCACCUCCCCGUCGGGCCACCUCAUGGUCCCUGGGUCCCCCGCAGCUUCCACGGCCCAAACAGCACCACGGAACCCCAGGGUGGUCCCCAUGAUCACUCGGAGCCAGAGCUCCAGCAACCUGCCUGAAAACGUUGCGGAGAACCCGUACGACGAGGUGGGCGGCGGUUUCAGCAGCCACAGGAUGCCCAAGAAGUCUUGUAGCCAGUGGGAUGUGGUGGGAGCUCCUGGCAAGAACCACCAUCUGCAGGUCCCAACAGAGUCCUAUCUGUCCCAGCUGUCCUGGCAGGACUCCCCUCUUUACACUGAAACGCAGCCAGAGAAACGUAUGUCUCAGCCAGAGCCGCCUAGUCCAGCCCCAGGUCAGCAGCCUCUUCAGACCAUGGACCUGUGGGAGCAGUACUCGGACCCGUCCACAGGGAGAAGCUACUACAUCAACAGCGUCACCAAGGAGAGGUCCUGGAAACCCCCCCGCCGAGCUCGUGGACGCACCAACAAGCAGGGCAGUCCGGUGCAACCUCAGACGUUACCGAGGGAAACCAACCAUCUGUCGCUACCACUUCCUGAAGCUGGCAAUGGAACAAUGCACACGCUGUCACCUGAUUUCCUCUUCGGGAGCCACCAGAGGAAUACUGAUGGUGGCUGGCAGAUGAAACAGAGUAUGCAGCGUGCCGCCUCCUCUGACACCCUGAGCACGAUGGCGUUCAGCAAAGGCGAGGCCCAGUUCCAUAACUCUGGCCCCCAGCAUGACAUCAAGCAGCAGCUCAGCCACUCCCAAUCAAUGCUCCUGCCUGAGAACGGCAAGCUGGUGCAGCAGUGCAGAGAUUUCUCCUGUAACGUGACCAACAUCGUCGUGGAGCCUCCGUCCCCUCAGAGCUCUCCAGACAGCGAUGGCUGCACACCGGAGUUGGAGAAAGCCGGCCUCUUGAACAAGACGAAGAUUGCAGAAGGAGGCCGGAAACUGAGGAAAAAUUGGAGCCCUUCCUGGGUGGUGUUGGUCGGGAACAGUCUGGUUUUCUUCAAAGAUCCUAAAUCACAGACUCCUUCCAGCUGGAAACCAGGAAACAGUCGCCCUGAGAGCAGUAUGGAUUUAAGAGGAGCACAGCUUCAGUGGGCCAACGAGCUGUCCAGCAAGAAGAACGUCUUCAAGCUGAGGACAGUGACAGGAAACGAGUUCCUGCUGCAGUCGGAGACAGACUCUCUGAUCAAAGAGUGGUACAACACCAUCCAGAACGUCAUCGACCGGCUGGACCGCGAGAACCCGUUAGACAACGUCCUCCUGUACUCCCUGCGGCGGGCGGGCAGCGUGGAGAUGCUGGACCACAGCGGAGACGAGGACGAGAGGAGAACGUCACUCCCUCGCUCGUCGUCCAACCUGGAGAACACAGAGAGGAAGAGAGUGAAGACCCGGCUGAAGAAGCUGAUCCUGAAGAGACCUCCUCUGCAGGCGCUGCAGGAGAAAGGGCUCAUUAAAGAUCAGGUGUUUGGCUGUCGUCUGGAGAUGCUGUGCGAGCGAGAGAGGAGCACCGUCCCUCGCUUCGUCAAACUUUGCACCGAGGCCGUGGAGAAGAGAGGACUGGACACUGACGGCAUCUACAGAGUCUCAGGGAACCUGGCAGUGAUUCAGAAACUACGCUUCCUGGUGAACCACGAGCGAGCGGUGACCACCGACGGCCGCUUCAUGUUCCCAAAGGAGUUGGUGCAAGAGGAGAAGCUGAACUUGGACGAGAGCGACUGGGAGGACGUUCAUGUCAUCACGGGGGCUCUCAAACUCUUCUUCCGCGAGCUUCCUGAGCCCCUGGUGCCCUUCGGCUUCUUCACCGACAUCGUGGAGACAGUCAAGAUGUCAGACUACAUGGACAAAGUGGAUCGUUUGAAGUGUCUGGUGCUCAACAUGCCUCCUCCAAACCAUGACACACUGCAGUUCAUGUGUCGCCAUCUCAAACGAGUGUUGGAGCGCUCAGACACCAACCGAAUGACCACCCAGAACAUCGGCAUCGUGUUCGGGCCGACCCUGAUGCGCCCGGAGCGGGACAAUGGCAACAUGGCGGUGAAUAUGGUUUACCAGAACCAGGCAGUGGAGCUCAUCCUCAGCGAGUUUGACCACAUCUUUGGAACACGAGGCCCGUCGUGAUCUUUACGGACAGAGGGGGUUCAAAACGCUGCUCCAGAUCAGACGAAAGCACAAGUAGUGCAGCAUUUGUCCUCUUUGCCUGUUGACUCAUGUGGUGUAAAAUGGAUUUCACAUCAAAAGAUAAUUACGGGGUAAAAAGAACCAGGACAGAAAGCUGCUAAUCAUGACAUCUGGCCUCCAUAUAAAGCCAUGUUAAAACAAUAAUAGUAAAACAAACCAAUUUUAGCUGCAAUACUUGUGUCUUUGACUGCAGAUGUGGAGCCCAGCCCCGGUGUUCUUUGCGGCUGGAACAGACGCCUCCAUGUCACUUUUCCUUGAUGUUUCAGACCUGAUCAGGAUAAAUGAAAGCCAUAAAAGUGAUAAAGCUCCUCCAGCCGGUCCAGCUAGCUGAGUGUUAAUCAGUUAUUUAUCAAGGAAGGAUGUGUCUUAACGUAGCACUGAAACAAAACUCAGCAGAACCAUCUCACUGUGAAAACACAUGCACCAGCAGCUCUUGCAGCAAGGACGGACAGAUCCCACCUGCGGCAGUGGAUAGCCUGUAAAAUAUGCAAACAAGCAGGAAGCGAACUGGGCGUGUAAAUGUGCCCGUAUCGCCACUGAAGCUAUACAGUGUUUAGAUGAAGAGUUUUUAGGUUCAUUUCAGAGUUCAGAGGUGAAGCUUGUGAAUGUUCCAAGAGGGCAGAAAAUGUUCCUUUGUACCAAAUAGUACUUUUUAGUGUGUGGACCUUCAAAGCUUCCCUAAUUGUACAAACUUGGAUCUAUCUGUAAGUUAAAAAUAUGAAACUGUAAAUAUGUGAAAUACUGUCUUUGUCAGCUGUUAGCACUUUGCAUACAGUGUGUAACCUAAACAUGACAUAUUAGCCAAAUUCAAACUCAUACUUUUGAAAUUAACUGUGUUGUUAAGAUAUUGUUGGGCCUGAUUGUUAACUCUCCUGCAAUAAAUAGUAAACCACCUGAUUUGA